UAAACAAAAAUCUGUGGCAUGCCGCUUCUUCGAUUGGUGUCGAAAUCACGCUCUACGGCACCAUAAAAGGACACCCCUUUUGCCUUAGAAACCGGGUCACGGAAAUUCGCAAACGUUUCUUGGACGAACCAGUAUGGCUAAAGUUAAAGACUCACUUAGGAUAAUCGAACAGGCCCUGAACACCUUCCGUGCCGAGGAGAUGUUCUUGUCUUUCAACGGUGGCAAAGACUGUACGGUGCUGUUAGACCUCAUUCACAAUUCAAACCUGAAGGAUGCGAAACGAAUAAAAUGCAUCUACGUCCGUCCCCGGAAGCCGUUCGACGAGAUCGAAGAGUUUGUGGAGCUGUGUAGGGAUCAUUACGGCAUCACGAUAUCGACCAUCGAUGGCGGUAUCAAGGCGGCCCUUGAGCUCAUCUGCAAGCAGGACCAGCAGAUUAAAGCCUGCAUCAUGGGCUCCCGGCGGUCCGAUCCGUACUGUGAGCGAUUGGCGUCCUUUCAGCAAACAGACCCAGGAUGGCCAGAAUUGAUGCGCAUCAAUCCGCUGCUCGAGUGGACGUGCGAAGACAUUUGGAGUUACAUCCGUGACAAUAACGUACCGUACUGUUCGCUGUACGACCGAGGCUACACCUCGAUAGGUGAUCAAUCAAACACGAUUCCAAACCCCCACCUUAAGGUUGAAAUGGCCAACGGUGACGUGACUUACCUGCCGGCGUUUAACCUCCGAGAUGCGGAUAAGUACGAAAGGGCUGGGCGGCUUUAGCAGUGUUCCUGGUGCCUUCUACCGCUCCGUUCCUUGCGCAUUAGCAUCGCGGGAGAUUCCGGUAACACUU
Messenger RNA from Anopheles nili, 830 nucleotides. Its product is annotated as FAD synthase-like. The coding region runs from base 134 to 760 and encodes 208 amino acids. Gene Ontology annotation, molecular function: FMN adenylyltransferase activity. Lineage: Eukaryota; Metazoa; Arthropoda; Insecta; Diptera; Culicidae. Gene Ontology annotation, biological process: FAD biosynthetic process. The transcript has 4 exons. The record is from RefSeq and is a predicted model, not a curated record.